Mangifera indica (mango) is the source of this 1638-nucleotide messenger RNA. Its product is annotated as sulfite exporter TauE/SafE family protein 3-like. NCBI's taxonomy places the organism in Eukaryota, Viridiplantae, Streptophyta, Magnoliopsida, Sapindales, Anacardiaceae. Gene Ontology annotation, cellular component: Cul4A-RING E3 ubiquitin ligase complex; membrane. The record is from RefSeq and is a predicted model, not a curated record. Bases 83 to 1429 code for a protein of 448 amino acids. The transcript has 11 exons. Gene Ontology annotation, biological process: protein ubiquitination.
AGCAGCAACUAAAAAAUUUUCGUUUUCAAUCUCUUUCACUUUCCUUCUAAAAAUAGUUUGAUUGUUUGAAAGAGAGGAGAGUAUGAGAUUAACAGUAGCAUUUUUGGUUGGUUUAUUUGUUUUAAGUUCUGCUUCAGCAGAAGCCAUAGCUCAAGAAACGAAAACUUCUCAGAAAACUCGGUCAGGUUACAAACAUGUCUGGCCAGACAUGGAAUUUGGGUGGAGAAUUGUGGUGGGUAGCAUAAUUGCAUGCCUUGGAGCAGCUUCUGGGAGUGUAGGAGGUGUUGGUGGCGGCGGCAUAUAUGUUCCUAUGCUUGCUUUGAUCAUUGGAUUCGAUACAAAAUCAUCAGCAGCACUCUCAAAAUGUAUGAUCACGGGUGCAGCAGGAGCUACAGUUUUCUACAAUCUAAGGCAAAGACAUCCGACACUCGAUCUACCUAUCAUCGAUUAUGACCUUGCACUUUUAUUUCAACCAAUGCUGAUGGUUGGAAUCAGUAUUGGAGUUGCUUUCAAUGUGAUUUUUCCCGAUUGGUUGAUCACAGUUUUGAUUGUUAUUCUAUUCACAGGCUUGUCUAUUAAGGCAUUCUUGAAAGGAAUUGAAACAUGGAAAAAGGAAACCCAAUCAAAAAAGGAGGCUACUAAAAGCUCGGAGUUAAUGGAUAUUGGAAAUCAAGUAGAAGAAUUCGAAUUACAGCCUGAGUCUUUAAACAACACAGCCCCAAAAGAAGCCCAGGAAACUAAAAGAUCGAAGUCAUCUGUUCUUGAUAAUAUUUACUGGAAAGAGUUCGGAUUACUUGUUGGUGUCUGGGUUAUCAUCCUUGCACUGCAAAUUGCUACGAGUUACACAACAACCUGUUCUAUACUAUACUGGAUCUUAAACAUCUUACAGCUACCAGUAGCCGGUGGAGUUAGCAUAUAUGAGGCUGUUAGCUUGUACAAAGGGCGGCGAAGGAUUGCAUCGAAGGGAGACUUGGGCACAAACUGGCGAGUAUAUCAACUAGUUUUUUAUUGUGCCUGCGGUUUAAUCGCUGGUAUAGUUGCUGGACUGCUUGGCAUUGGUGGGGGAUUCAUUUUAGGCCCUCUAUUUCUCGAGAUCAAAAUCCCUCCUCAGGUGUCAAGUGCCACAGCCACCUUCGUCAUGACAUUUUCUGCAUCAAUGUGUGUCGUAGAGUAUUACUUGCUAAAGCGUUUUCCCAUCCCUUACGCUCUUUACUUCUUCUGCGUGACAGUCAUUGCUGCUUUAGGAGGUCAACUUGUAAUGAAAAAGCUGAUCGUUGUAUUAGGCAGAGCAUCUUUAAUCAUCUUCACGUUGUCGAUCACCAUGUUUGCGACCGUAUUAUCACUAGGCGGACUAGGCUUGAAGAGAACAAUUGAAAAGAUUCAACACAAAGAGUACAUGGGGUUUUAUACUCUUUGUACAUAUACUUAGUAUGCAGUAAUUGUGUUGUGAAUUGACAUUGUAAAAAUUGAUGAUGGAAUAUGCACUUUUGUAAUAACAAAAUUAUUAGGAGAUUUACGUGAAAAUUGUGGUAAGAGUAGUUUAGUUGUUUAAGCAAAACUUAUAUUUACUGUAGUGUUAUUACUUUUUUUAACCGUUAUAAAAACAGAUUUAAUAAAUUAUCAAAAGACUUUUGAAUA